Molecule: messenger RNA, 1054 nt
Organism: Parasteatoda tepidariorum (common house spider)
Lineage: Eukaryota; Metazoa; Arthropoda; Arachnida; Araneae; Theridiidae
Gene: Mob3
Product: MOB kinase activator 3
Source: RefSeq, a predicted model, not a curated record
UUAUUUUGUUUGUUUUUUUUGGCCAUUGACAUCCACCCAGUUUAUCUUCUUUUUCUGUUCAAAAUAAUAAAACAAAACCAAAAUAAUUAUGUCCUUGGCAGAAAAGUAAGUAUUCCGGGAUGCAAGUGUUUUCCGCAUGAUAAACUUAUAAGCGGAAGUCUUCUCUGUAGAUAAAUAAGAUAUGAAUUAAAAGAAUGGCAAACUUCAUGGAGUUUUUUCACAAGCGAAAGACUUUUCGUCCCAAAAAGAAGUUUGAGCCUGGGACACUUCGGUAUUCUCUUCACAAACAGGCUCAAGCAUCGCUAAAUUCUGGAUUAAACCUACGAGAAGCCGUAAAAGUGCCUCCUGGUGAAUCUAUAAAUGAUUGGCUAGCUGUUCAUGUGGUUGACUUCUUCAAUCGAAUCAAUCUUAUCUAUGGAACUGUGACUGAGUAUUGUACGGAAGAAACAUGUCCUACUAUGUCUGGAGGGCCAAAGUAUGAAUAUAGGUGGGCUGAUGGAAAUGAAUACAAAAAACCAACUGCACUUCCAGCUCCAAAAUAUGUCUCCUUACUUAUGGAUUGGAUAGAAGCUCAAAUAAAUAAUGAAGACAUAUUUCCUGUCAAAAUGGAUGUUCCAUUUCCAAAGCCCUUUCUUCCCACCUGUAAGAAAAUUUUAACACGAUUAUUCCGAAUUUUUGUCCAUGUUUACAUUCACCAUUUUGAACGACUAGUUCUUAUUGGAGCUGAAGCUCAUGUUAACAUGUGCUAUAAGCAUUUCUAUUAUUUUGUUACUGAAUUCGACCUAGUCAGUCAAAAAGAGCUGGAACCUUUAGCUGAAAUGACUAGCAAUAUUUGCAAGAGUAGUUUUCAACCAAAACGGUAGAAGUUAUUUGUAUUUUAUUUAUUGUGUUUGUUUUGCUUUUGUACAUAUCGUUAUUGUGGCUAUACUUAAGUGAGAAACACUUUAACAUUUAUUUAGUCUAAAUUAUUUAUAGUAUAUUGAACUAUUAUAUUUUUUAUCAUUAUUUUGUCAUAAUUUUCAUUUUAACUAUUUAAUAUGUACUAUUCCAAUUG